AUGGGCUUAUCUGACGAGACGCGCCCUGGAAAUGAUCCAUCAGACUAUCUCAUGGAAAAGCUCAAGGUUCGAGACAAACACACUGAGAAUGAAGACAACAGUGGUCGAAUACUCGGAAAGCGAAGCUCCUCGGACGGCAUACGGCACCUUCUACUUGACACUCUUUUAACCCUUCCUUCGGUUGCUUUCAUCACGUAUGCAUUCUUGGUUGUAGUCAAUAAUGGACGACCCAUCGAUCAAAGUCCAAUCCCGCUCUUGAGGACAGCAGCCAUUUACAGCCCAACACUAUUCCCGAUCGCAUUCUCUGCCGUAGCUGCCAGCUUCCUCAAAGCCGCGGCCGCCUGGAGACUAGAACAGGGUAUAUCGGUACUCAGUCUAGAGUAUCUUUUAAACUGUCGCACAGUCUUCAGCGCCUUCACCACACCGAUGUCACUCCGGGCCGUAAACAGACUCACGCCGUUGUUGAUUAUCCUCUGGGUUCUCUCACCUCUCGGUGGCCAGGCAGCUUUAAGGGUCAUGGAAAUGGUACCUUCAACCGCCACGGAGCCCUGGCUCUUCCAAAACCUUGAGUUCAUGUCUGCAUUCAGACACUCAGGCCCCCAAAGCUCAGCCGGCUUCAGUCUCCUCCCCUCUAUUCAAAGCGCUUUCGUUACGGCGUUGGGAACUCCAGCAGAUAUCAAAGCUGAGCCGCAAGAUCUAUUUGGAAACAUUAAGAUUCCGAUGGUAGAAGCAUUCCAGAAUCUGCGCCAAACACAGGACGACGACAAGAAAAGCGACAACAGGCAGGAUGACGACGGAUGGUUUCACUUGGAUUCAAAGUCGGCCAUGAGUCCUGUGUGGUCGUCGAUUGCAGGCAUUCCUGUGGCUACUCUAGGCGGGCUUUCAUCGAAAGCAAACUACUCUUUCGCCUUCGAGACCUCUUACAUAUACGCCGACUGUUCACUUCAGAGAGGGACACCCAUGAACUUCACGGAGUGGGCGUCGUACAGGCAAGAAGGUCCGGGUAGAUACAGCACCAACCGAACUCUCGUGAUCUCCACUAAUAGGCCCCCCUUGCCCUUUGACCAGAAUCCGUUAGAACUGGUCUUUACAUCUUUCGUCUCCACUCAGGAGCUCACAACCAACGCCAGCUGCGUUCUGAGAACCACCUACGUCGAGGUGGAUGUCGGCUGCCAUGGGACUACAUGUGGAACGCGUCAUGUACGUCCGUUGCAAAAGCCGGAUGAUAUGACCAUACGCACGGUCUUAAACAAUAUGGCGCCUGAAGGCCAACUCGGUCAUGGAACAGCCGGUCUGUUUGAUGGGUUCAUGAGCACAUUUGUGCGAUCGGGGCUCUCGCUAUGGGAUCUCCAAGAAGGCCGACAGCUUAAACCCUUUGCUUCGGCGCUUGAAACCUACUUCACCGAGCCCGACUCACCAUACUCUGCGUCGGGAAUCAGCUCCUGGGAUGGUACUGACAUAUAUCCUGUUGGAGAUCGCGUCUUUUCACAGAGGUUCUCUCAACUUCUAAACACCUUUUGGCUCGCGUCCGUCGCCUCACACAAUAUCACAGGAAACUUCCACUUCCAGAGCAACGGCGAAACGAGUUUGCCGGCACCAAUCAUCACCCAAAACAUCACGGGAACUAGGACUCCUGAUUUCUUGGUCAUGAGAGUGAAUGACGGUUGGAUGUUGACCUUAUUCGUGGCCUCUACGGCGAUGCUUAUUUCUGGGGUUAUUGCCGCCGUGCUUGGUUCUAUGAGGCGAGGACCAGAUGUUUUGGAUCAUCCGACUUUCUUCUCCAGAGACAGCCCAUAUGUCAACGUUUCUCCGUGCUACUCCGGGUCAGUGGAAGACGCAAGCGAGCAAGUUAGGAGGACUAGAGACAUGCGGGUGUGUAUUGGAGAUGUGAGUCCAGCGGAGGAGAUGGGACACUUGGCCUUCGGCACUGUGAACGAGGCAGUACCGCUUGGCCUCCAAAAGGAUGGAAGGUGCUAUGCUUGA
Molecule: messenger RNA, 1983 nt
Organism: Colletotrichum gloeosporioides
Lineage: Eukaryota; Fungi; Ascomycota; Sordariomycetes; Glomerellales; Glomerellaceae
Exons: 1
Coding region: 1-1983 (660 amino acids)
Source: RefSeq, a predicted model, not a curated record